AUGUCUACUUCUAUAAGUACUUCUGCUGGAGGGAAAAUUUAUCUCCCUGCAACCAAUGUCGUAGAAGGAUGGAAUACAAAGGAACUAAUUGAUUUUUUAUGUAAACAAGGCUUAAACCUUAUAGAGGAUGAUUUUGAAGCAAUCAGGAAAAAUAGAGUUACUGGUGGUUCCUUUCUUUCCUUAACCAUGGAAAUUCUUAUUCAAAAACCAGGUCCCUUUGAAUUACCAUAUGGGCCAGCACAAGACAUUGUAAAUUUCAUUAAAAAGCUCCAAGAUGAAGGGCAAGAGCAUGAGAAAAAAAGGAAGGCAGAGGAAGAAUUUACGAUCACUAAGCCGAAUAAAAGGAGAUGGGAAGUAAAUGGUGCCAUUGAACCAAGUAUAGUUCACUCUGUAUACUUUGUAAAUCCAACAGAAAAGAGUCGUCCACUUCUUGAGAAGAUUCAUGAAGGUCAAUUUGUGGCUCUACAUGGAGCUAGAGCAUUUGGCAAUGUAUCUCUUGAACAGAUUAACAUUAAAAGUGUAGACAAUUUCUGGGAGACAUUUGGCACUCAAAUUCAUCUUGAUGCUUCCAAAUACAUUAAACUCAAUAGCAUCAAGUCUGCUAAUGAUUUCAAUAUAGUGUUUCAGAAGAGCAAAUGGGAGAAUCGUGUUGUUAUAUUCAUUGAUGAGUUUGAUAUGUUGUAUAAUGCAACAGAAGAUGUUCUCUCUUCAUGUCUAAAUACCAUCCGUGGCAUUAAAGGAACAAAGAAAAAUUAUGCUAUCUGGUCUGUUGUUGCCAUCGGACCCUUCAGUAUCCUGUAUUUGAACUCAAAUAAUUUGACUACAUCACCAUUCAACAUUAAUGAACCAUUUCAAAACCCAAAUUUCACUCUGGAACAAGUGCAGUUCCUAUACAAGCAGUUUGUGGAUGAAUUUAAACUGACUAUUGACCAUGAGGUUAUUGAUGACAUAUAUAUGCAGACAAAUGGACAUGCUGGCCUUGUCUGCCUUUGUGGGCGUGCAAUCUUUAGAAAGCUAUUCCCAGUACUAGAAAAUGGAACACAUCUUAGCUUUGAGAUAUGGGAACGUUUUACUGUCUUCUUACUCGGAAAUGAGAUUUUAGAAUAUUCUACAUUUAUAAGGAUGAAGGAGUCCCUUCUGAAAGAUGAUACCAAUACUAGGAGUGCUGUGAAUCUCAUACGAUCUGAUUUCUUG
Entrophospora candida is the source of this 1194-nucleotide messenger RNA. NCBI's taxonomy places the organism in Eukaryota, Fungi, Glomeromycota, Glomeromycetes, Entrophosporales, Entrophosporaceae. The record is from the annotation of a GenBank genome assembly.